Penaeus vannamei (Pacific white shrimp) is the source of this 7630-nucleotide messenger RNA. RefSeq names its product brefeldin A-inhibited guanine nucleotide-exchange protein 3. Gene Ontology annotation, molecular function: guanyl-nucleotide exchange factor activity. Gene Ontology annotation, biological process: regulation of ARF protein signal transduction. NCBI's taxonomy places the organism in Eukaryota, Metazoa, Arthropoda, Malacostraca, Decapoda, Penaeidae. The record is from RefSeq and is a predicted model, not a curated record.
UCUGUCGAUAACAACAUCUGUGAGCGAGAGGACAAACAUAUGUGAGCCGCGUCCUGUAUUUCUUCGAGAAAGAAUGUGGCUGCAGUUGAACAAAUAAAAGAAUCCUCAGUAGGAUUCACCAAAUUUCUGCUCUAAGAAAUCAACAAAAUUUACAUCCACAAUGGAGGAAGUCUUGGAACAGCUGAUUAAGGAUACUUCAUCUAAUAAGCACAGCCACAUCAAACAAGUAUGCCAGGAAGCCUCAGACUUGCUGGAGUCCCAGACUGGACUGUUGCGAUCACCGCCUCAUGAACUGAGAGAAAUAUGCCUGAAAGCAUUGCAGCUCGCCUUAGAAACUAGAAUAUCGAAGCUAGUUGCUCUGGCUACGUCAGGAUUCUAUAAGCUGCUACGUGAUACACAAUUUCACAGUGGUUAUGAAGAGGAUGAUGAGACCACUUGGUUACCGUCACAGUUAUUGGCAGCUGUUCAGAGUUUGCCGCUUCAUACAGAAGACGUACAGGUGGAAUUGCUGAAGGUGCUGCUGAAUAUGAGCUGUGUUCCUGGCAUUAUUCUGUCUGGCCAGAUAGUCACACAAGUAGUUGGAGUGUGUGGCUUGGCAUAUGGCAGAGGAGGUGCUCCCCUGAGAACUGCCGCUCAGUCUGCUGCAUCCCAAGCAAUAUCCCAUCUGGUUAAGCAGCUUCGAGAAGAAAGCUGCGAGCAGGAGAAUAUUCUGCAAAAGAAACUUGGAAAGGAUGUGGAAGAAAAGAAUGGGGAGGAUGAGAAUGAGGAGGAAGAGUCGGAAUACAUAGCCCCUGCUUAUGAUGAGAUUGUACCUGUCAUAAAUCUCAUUGCUGAGAAACUAGUUGAAGCAAAUAAGAAUCAAGAAGAUAAAAAAGGCCCAGAAAUUCCAGCGCUAUUUCUUCUUGAAUGUGCGAACACCUUACUGAGUCGAUUGUCUCCGCCAGAAACCUUGACUUCCGUCGAAAGAUCCACAUCAACAACUCACCCAGUUUCAUCAGCACUGAGAGCUCCCCCAGCAUAUUGCUCGACUCUUCUUAUUGGCGUGCUCUGGCAAAGGCUUUGUCCUGCACUUGUGGCAUUGCUAGGGUCUCCUGUGUCACAGCGCUUGGCCCGUGCCUCAGGAAGGACUGAGGGACAGAUGGGUCGUGGAUCAGGUUGUUUAGCUCAUCCUGGUCCAUUGUUUAAUAAUCAUCAAGCAAGAGCUAUAUAUAGUGUUGCCUGUGGUCUUGUGGUAACAAUGGGUAGCAUUGGAGAAAUGAGGCCUGUGCUAGAAAGUGUUUUUCAUAGAAUGUUGUUGUAUCCACCUCCACAAUGCCGAUUAGAUGCAUUGAAAGCUAUUGCUGAGUUACUAAACAGUCCUGCAAAGCUGGUGCAACUAGCUGGACCCAUCCUGCAUAUGGAUCCCAGGAAUCCUCAUCAGAAUGACUUGGCUCUGUUUAGACUAGUAAUGGACAGUCUUGCCGAAUGUGGGAACUGUAACAAUGCUGGUGUACAACGUGCAGUGGUGGACUGUGUAUCCACUCUUCUUUCAUCCUUGGAGAAGUUGUCUCUUGGCACUGCACUCUCUGAGCAACAUGUAGAAGUCAUUAACAGCACAUAUGCACGGAUAGAAGAUGGGGAUUAUUCAGGUCCUUUAACAUAUGAAAACAAGAGCAAGCUCCCCAAAUACGAAACAUUUGAAAAUCUCAAGCCCUCUUCAGAAUCUGUCACAUCAGAUUCUCUCUCCCAACAAAUUGACGAUGUUGAUGAAGAAGAAACCUCUGUUGAGAAUGCCGAAGAGAAAGGAAAUGAGGAGGCAAUAACUGGCACAGAACAAGAAGAAGGAAGUAGAAGUGACAAAGAAAGUAAAGAAGAAUUGGGUGAUCCAGAUGGGAAAGAAAAAUCCACUAAAAAGCAGCGGUCUCGUGUCAAGAAGAGUUCCAGCAUUGAGGGUGAAGACUCAGACGAAUCUGGUGACACAGAAGGUCCUGAGUUCGAUGACGAUGACCAAGGGAGGGAAGAGCUUGAACAGUACUCGGAAGAAGCUGAACAGCAGCGUGAAGAACAAGAGGCUCUGAGACUCCACCGUUUGAAUGAGACGUUACAGUCUGUGACAAACCUUCGACAUGUUGUGGAUGAGGAAGCGGAGAGGGAGUGCGAAAAUGCUCGUCACUUCACUACUACUCUCUGUGCCCUCUUACCUUCCCUACUGGCUGUUCGUAGUACCAUUGAGGUGGAUGAAGCCAUGCUGGAGUUCUCGGCAAAAUAUUGUGAAGGAGUUUUUAGCUUAACUAGUACAGAGCAUGGGCAGCACAUAAUCAUAAACGCUGAUGGAAUCUACUUAGCAACAUAUUCAGUUCUCUCUCUGAACCUGAAGCUGAUCAGAGGUGGAAAUUAUUGUGAUCCUAAUCUGCCACUUCCAAUGACCCAGGAACAGUUCAUAGAUCAAGUGCAUGGCAGUGGUGUUCUGGUGUAUCUCUCCUCCGCCUGGCUAGGGGAAGUUUAUCGCCAGGUGGUGAGGGACAGCUUCCUUCAGAGGGCUGGGUACUCUCCACACUCUCCUCACAAUUGUGCUCUUAUCAACUUACUAACAGAUCUGGAAAAUGGCAUGAGAUGGUACCUUAGGCAUGACGUUGAUCUAGAUGGACUUGGUAGCAGUGAGCAAAAGAGUCAGCUGUUGUCAGAUCAUAGACGGCUGGAAAAAGCUGCAGCCAACAUUACACACACACCACAGGUCCUGGCAGGGAUGAAGCUGUGCCGUCGUAUUGUAACAUGUUGCUGGGAGAGUGUUGUGGGUGUCUUAGGAGCAGUCCUGGGAGGUGUGGGUGGAGGAGGACUCACUGGUCCUUUGCGUCAUCUUUUGGGAGGAGAAGGAGCAAGAGAAGAGUCAAGGAGAGCACAAGACCUCUUAGCACAAUGUCUAAAUGCUCUGCAGUCAGCUGCUAGAUUGGCUAAUAUAUUGGGACUCCAGAGUCGAUGUGGUGUGGUGUUUUCCCUUCUAUCAUCAGCCUGUCUGCCUAAUGAUGAACGCAAUCCAGUUAGCACACCCAAGCGUCAUAGCCUAAGAUCGCCAGCAUUUUCUAAGAAGAUUCAGCGGCUCCAUACAGCACAUUUACUUUCCUUACAUGUGAUGAUGUCAUCAGGUUUAGAGCUUGGUUCUCAUGCAUCUGAUUGUUGGACACACAUUUUUAAAUGCUGUGUAUAUCUGUCAGAACUUGAGCACCAGUUCUUCAGCCACACAAGUGGGUACCAGUCAUUCCCUCCCAGAUUUGCUCCACCAUCAAUGAACAGUGAGAAAUCAGGACACUCUGCCUCUGAUGACAUUUUUAGUGAGGAUCCAUACCAGUAUAUUGUGCCUAUGUCACCCCUGGCCCCAAGCAUGAAUGUGGAAGAACUGAUUCGAGAAAGUCAGAGUGAUAUAAGUAACACUGGCUUUCUCUCACCACAAGACACUGGUAAAGCAAUAUGUGCUCUCACACAAAUGGUUGACAGGCUGUUUGAUGAUGCUUCGACCAAGCUAAACAUGGGUCAUGCAGAGUUGUGUGCUGCAUCUCAGGCACAGCUUUUCUCCCGGAUGACUCCUCAGACACCUAAAAAGGGCCUUAUGAAGUGGCCGAGAAAGACUAUGGGAGGUACAGGAGCAGAGCUGGGCAAAGGCAAGGGGGGAGAUAUACUCCUGCUUCACCGACUUGCCGAGGUCAUGCUUCGUGCAGUCCGAUCUGGCCGUCCACUUCUCCAUAUCAUGCGAGCUUGGGCCGUUGCUGGUCCCCACUUUAUGGAGGCAGCUUGUCAUAAGGAUGGGGCAGUUAGUAAAAGGGCAGUCAGUUCUAUACAUGACAUAGUAAAUGCCAUAUUGAGCAACCAGACAGAGCUUCCUCAUUUUCACUUCAAUGAGGCAUUAUUCAAGCCAUUUGAAAACCUCUUGUGUUUAGAACUUUGUGAUGCUGAUAUACAAGACCAGAUUAUAAGCAGUAUUUGUGAGUUUGUUGAAAGCUGCACUCCAGAGAUAAGGUCAGGUUGGAGGCCAUUGUUUGGUGCCCUGCGUUGUGUUCGACCCCCAAGUGCCCUGCCUUCACCUUCAGUGCCAGGAGGUCUGCCUGGAGUCAACAACACAUGCGAUAGUAUGGGACACCUGCAUGUUGUGCGAGAUGUGUUUGAAGCAUUUUUGGCAACAGAUAAUGUUCUGGUAUUUGCAAAUGCUGCUCUGGAUUGUGUUCUAUGCCUCCUGAAGCAUGUAAAAGGUUCAGGUGAAGAGGAGAGCACUGAUGAAACUGUGGUUGGAUGGGACGAACUUGUGGGAGGUGACUUGUGCCUUGAUGCCCUCCGCUACCUGCAUCGGUGUGCUGCUAUUCUUGCCUCCAUGUACCAGAUGCCAGCAUGUCCUGUCUUCCAUGCUGCUCACAGGAUCACAGUGAAUAUGCCACCGCAGCUUGUAGACCCACAUCUGCCCAACAUAGAUGAAAAUCUACUUGGAUCAUUGCUUAAUGAAAUAGCUUGCAUGGAAGUGAAAAAGGUUUCCUAUCAAGCACUGUGGCCUUCUGCAAGUAAUCAAGAAGUGACCCUGAUGAUGCUGGACCAUAGCAGUGGGAUCCUACAGGUGUGGUACCUGCUCCUUGAAGGAUUGGCAGGAGCUACCAUGACCUGCCCUAGACGGUACCAGCCCCAGGCGCUUGACACACUUUUCACCCUCUUGCGUAGUUUACCAGAUUGUCCUGGCCCUAUGUUUGGGAUGUAUUGUGUGAACCACUUGUUGUUGCCACUGAUGCAGGGAUGGCUAAGGAGAUCGUAUACUCUUCCAUCCAACAGUUGGGAUUUUACUGCAUCAUUCAAACAGUACACUGGAUUAACAUCGGACCUUGUUGUGGAGUACCUCUCAAAAUUAGCUAACAAAGGUGUUUUGUCGGAGACUCCUGGAGCUUUGUUAAUGCUACAGCAAUGUUUGCUGGUGCUUGUGGAGUGCAUUACUCAUCCCAGUGAAACAAUAUCAAGACUAGGAUGUGCAUGUAUUAGACAUGUGAUCAGCAGUUGUGGUGAACAUUUACCUCCAGAAUACUGGGAUGUUGUGGUCUGUGGCUUGCACCGUUCUUGCAUGGUCUCACUGUAUCCCCUGUACCAGCUGAUGAAUCUCUUUCAUCCCGAAUCUCCCAAUUUCUAUGGCGAUGUGGGCCAAGUGAAGGUAGCGGCUCGAAGAGACUGCACUGGGAAAGACAGUGAUCGUCUGAGACAGCUCUCUCACCAGGUAUUCUUAUUAGAUACACAGAGAAGUAAUAUAUCUGCUGCAGUGGAUAACCCAGAUGCUGAGGAUCGCUCAUUCAUAUUCCUGCUGUACCCUGAAGAUCAUGGACAUGCUAAUGUUUUGCACAGCUGUAGUUUUGAGGCAAAUGAUGAAGAGGAACCAGUUCGAGUACCCUUUAGAACUUUGAUUGUUGGCCUCCUUGCGCAUCAAAUUCUCCUACAGACACUAGGAUCUUUCUUGGUUCAGGGUUCUCCUCAUAUUAUACCAAGUUUGGCAAAUGUAAUCUUGCAAGGCAUGGGGUUCUCAAAGACAGAGAGUGAAGAUGGAAGGGUUGCUGAGAGUGAAGGAAAGGUUCCAGGAUUUCUUCGUUUUAUGAGACCAGAUCAUAUACAAAUUUUGAUGGAUGCUCUUCAGCAGUCCUAUACUGCAGCUGUUGAAUUUGAUCGUCGUCCUGGGCUUAAAUUUUUGAUCCAGAAAGUUGCACAAGCUGAGAGAGCAGCAAAUUUGUACAAGCAGGCAGGAGCCAGCUGGACACUUCGGAUGGUGACACUCUUUGACCUAACACUUUCCCAGGUGAAACAUGGUUUAGGAUUAAAUGAAGUUAAGGAAGUUCUCGAAAAAGAUGUUAGAGCAAAGAACACACUCAAGAGACAAGAUGACAAAGAGGAAGAAACCGAAGGAUCUCAGGCUAACAAAGUAUUACAAAGACCAACACAACUGUUGAAAAAUGAUACAAUUCAGUAUAUUCAGAUGUUAAGAGCUUCAUUCACAGAACUUUGUGAGGUCUAUUUAGAUCUGGUCAUCGACAAAGAUGGACAUUACUCGGCAGUUGACAAAAUAAAUGACCAGCCGAUAUUCUUCCUCACAGUGCAGCCAGAUGAGUUUCCUACAGGUCACCGUAAGAGUCUAGCACAGUGGACUAAAAGCUUGGAAGAAUUUAAUAAGCAGUAUAUCAAGGGAAAAACAAAGGACUCGGAGGUGAAUGAAGAAGACAAGGAACCAAUUGCAGGAACCAUGACAAUUGGUGCUGGCCCUAAUAGCACAUCCUUGCCAGGGAACCAUCCCAAAAAGGCACAGGAGCAAAAUGAAGUCCGUCCCUUUACUCUGGCAGACUUCGCUCGAGAAUAUUCUUCCGAUUCUGAGGAUUCCGAGUCGCCAGAAUUUGCAGAAACAAUUGACUCUGGUGUUGCAAGUUUGGCAGAUGGGCAUCAGAGCAUAUACAGAGUGGCCACCGAGCGGGACAUAGCCACUUUGAUGACAGAUUAUAGGAGACGAAAGAAUCAACAUUCACUUCCUUCCAUGCAUAGAGAGAAGAGAUCAAAUCCCUUUUUGGAAAGAAAACCAAGCAGGCCGGCUGAUCCUGUGCCACAGGAAAUCGAGGAGCAAAGAACUAAUAGUCUAAUGAAGGACAGUGAAGCUCACCUGAAAGUGUGGACAGAGAUGGUUGUGACUGUGUUUGACCUCAUCAGUCAGCUGAGUGAUUCUGAGCUGCGUCCACUGUUGCCUCUCCUGUUCCCAACUGUGCGAUCCCUAACGGCACAUGCACAUGACCCCCACCUGCGGCAGGUGGUUGCAGAGCUCCUGACCAGAGUUGCAAAUUUGUAUGGUUUUAGUCCAGCAGAGUGAUGUAUAUCUAUAUCUCAGAUGAAAUACAACAAAAAAUAAUUUUAAUGAUAACAAAAUGGUACUGUUUCCUGACAUAGUAAAGUGUCAUAUUUCAGUGUUCUAAAAUAUAUGGUACUAAAUAAAGUGUGAAUAUCAAAUUUAUUUUGUCACAUAGCUUUAUGGCUUUCUUGAGAAUGCGGUUUUAUCUUAUUCUCCUGUGAUUGGUGUUUAAUUUAUUAUUUUAUUUUUUGAGAAAUGUUUUAAUCAUUAAUAUCAUGAUUAUGCAAAACAGUCCUGUUUAUCAGAUUUAGUGUGGACCUUUUAGUUGUGAUUAAUGUCAGUCAUUUUGAAUUGUACCUGCUUCACACACAAAGUAAAUAUAUAUAUAUUCUUUCUCUCUUUAUUUCCUUUUUUCUUUCCUUUUCUUUUUGUUAUAAAAAAAUAAUGAACUCUUGUUUAUACAAUUUUUAAAUAUUUAUUAUAGCUGAUAUUUUAUGAAGAAGGAGACUAUCAAUAUGAAUUUUGUAUGAUUGAAAGAAGCUGGAAGUUUAUCCUGCAUAUGCUAAUUAUUUAUAUUUCACAAAAUGUUUACCAGGUGAUAAUGAAUGUUGUGAUAUUUAAUAGAACUUUGCAUAUAGCUAUAUGCUAAUUGUUAUUAAAUCAACAUUAGUCUACGUGAUGGACAUAACACUCCACCAUGUUGAUACAAUGGCAGAAUGACUCACUAAAUCUAUUUUGUGUAAUGUGAUUUUUCUGCCAUUAAUCUGAAUGUGAAAAGAAUGAGGCAGUAGUAAAAUUAGGGCAUUACUA